AUACAAAUGUGUUAUAUAUAAAGAUUGUCGUGACCAAAGAACGUGUUCUAAUAUAAUGUACUUGUGUAUAAAAUGAUGUUGUGCUCGUUUAUCAUGUUGAGUAGCAUUGUACGUUUUCUUUAUUGAAUAAAUUGUAACAUAAAACAUUUAUUUACUAAUUAACUUUGUUCCUCGAAGGUUCUGACAUUUAUUUAGGUUUAUUUGUCUGUUAAAAGUCCACUACUGACUAUACCAGCGAUAUAAAAGUGCCAAUGGAGGAUAAAAGACCUGAAAAUGUUGGCAUUCUUGCCAUGGAAGUUUAUUUUCCAUCUUCAUAUGUUGACCAAAACAAACUAGAAGACUUUGAUGGUGUUUCAAAGGGUAAAUACACCAAAGGUCUGGGACAAGAAGAGAUGGGUUUCUGUCAUGAUAAUGAGGACAUCAAUUCAUUGUGCCUCACUGUGGUGGCAAGGUUAAUGGAAAAGAACCAUGUAGAUUAUAAAGACAUAGGUCGCUUAGAAGUUGGUACAGAGACAAUAAUUGAUAAAUCGAAAAGCGUGAAGAGCGUUCUGAUGCAGUUGUUUGAUGAAAGUGGAAAUUUUGAUGUAGAAGGCGUGGAUACAAGCAAUGCUUGCUAUGGUGGAACAAGUGCUUUGUUUAAUGCAGUCGCAUGGGUGGAAAGCUCUGCCUGGGAUGGUAGAUAUGCUUUGGUUGUGUGUGGUGAUAUUGCAGUGUAUGCAAGUGGUAAUGCCAGAUGCACUGGUGGAGCUGGUUCCAUAGCAAUGUUGAUUGGACCCUCUGCUCCACUUGUUAUAGAACCAGGUCUUAGAGCAAGUUACAUGCGACAUGCUUAUGAUUUUUACAAACCUGAUCUAACAUCGGAAUAUCCAGUUGUUGAUGGAAAACUAUCAGUACAAAGUUAUAUAACUGCCCUGGAUAACUGCUAUCAAAACUACUGCCGAAAAGCUAGCAAAAAAAUUAAAACUAAAAGUUCAACUUUCAACUUAUCCAACAUUGACUACAUGUUGUUCCACAGUCCAUAUUGCAAACUUGUCCAAAAAUCAGUUGCUCGCAUCGUUUUAAAUGAUUAUGUUCAUCAGGAACAUCAACAUUACUCAAAAGAUGACCAAACUCAGUUAAAGGAUCUUUGCCAAUUUAAAGACGCGUCAUUGGACAAUUCAAUAUUUAACAAACCGCUUGAAACUGCUUUCGUAAAAGCAAGCGAGUGUUUGUUUGAAAGAAAAACAAAACCGUCGUUGCUGCUUGCACGUCAAGUAGGCAACAUGUACACACCCUCCUUGUACAGCUGUCUUGCAUCCCUUCUUAUCAGCACCAGUUUAAAUGAGCUUACUGGCAAACGAAUUGGUUUAUUUUCCUAUGGCUCUGGUUUAGCAGCUUCAAUGUUUUCGCUACGCGUCACUGAGCAUGCGGGGUUACCGGAGGUCGUUAACCCCGCAAAGGUCAAUGACCUCCCAACAUUCACCUUGCAUAGCUUGGUGUCUGGUUUGCUAGAAAUCCGUGUAAAGUUAAAGCAGCGCACACAACUUGAACCAGAGCGUUUUACUGCAAUUUUAGAAUGUAGAGAAAAGACUCACACUUUAGCCAACUACAGCCCACAAUCAACCAACGAACAUAUUUUCCCGGGCACUUACCACCUCACCCAUGUAGAUGAAAAAUUCCGACGAACCUAUGAAAGAAAACCCCUCCCUCACCCAGAUAUGAAUGGGAAUUCCUCUCAAAAUGGGGCUGAAAAUUUCACCCACACAAACGGCUUCUAAUUCUAAUUUAUUAAAUUAACAAUCAAGUUGCUUAUAAAUCUCAUUCUACUAACAAAAAAUGGAAAAGUUUCUUAGUAUUAAAGAUAUAGUAGGUGGGGGAAGAUGGGACACCCUUUUUUCUUGUUCCAUUUUGUAGUAAACAAAGUACAUUUAAAGAAUUAUAAAACCGUAUUCUCACAACUCUCAUAGGUCAGAAUAUUUGGAUAUUAUGUGCUACAUGUGUCCCGUCUUGCCCCACCAUACUAUGUUAUAUUCGUAAUCAAAGCUUGUCGAAUAAAAGAGCUAGGCUACUAGAAGCAGUCUAAAGUUUA
This is a messenger RNA of Ciona intestinalis (vase tunicate), 2068 nucleotides long. RefSeq names its product hydroxymethylglutaryl-CoA synthase 1. Gene Ontology annotation, biological process: acetyl-CoA metabolic process. The record is from RefSeq and is a predicted model, not a curated record. Lineage: Eukaryota; Metazoa; Chordata; Ascidiacea; Phlebobranchia; Cionidae. Gene Ontology annotation, molecular function: hydroxymethylglutaryl-CoA synthase activity.